AUGUCUGAUGACUCUAGCAUCAUUAUGAGCGACCCUGACGACAACGCAGGCUUUACUCUGGUGAAAUCGAAAAGGACCAGGAAGAGAAAGCAUGUCUCGAAGGAAUCUGCAUCCAGUGACGACACCAUCAUCACAACGCCAAGCCCCGGCCUCACCGUCGUCGUCAAACCUGCAGAUCCGAGCCAAAUCAUCACGAAGGUCAAUCCUCUAAAGCUAUCUGAGAAGUUAAACGACAUUGCACCUGACGGAGUGAUCCUCAUCAGACCAAACUACCGACUUAAUCUUCUGGCGAUCGACACGAGAAACACCGAGUCCAAAAAGACUCUGCUCAAAAUGACAACCCUCUGCGGAAUGAAAAUCACUGUAUAUGAGGCACAUCAAAGAUCUUCAACUAUUGGAAUCAUCCGUGGAGUUUCUCAGGAGAUCAUAGAAGCGGACCUCCAGGAAGGGAUACGCGCGACUGUCCCUGUCACCCAAGUGAGAAGGCUAGGGAAAUCAGAUAUCGUCAAGCUCGCCUUUGCCACAGAAACUACUCCAGAGUACGUCACUCUAGGCCACACCAGAUUCAAAAUCCUACCAUACACAGACAAACCUCGACAAUGUCCAAAAUGCAGUCGCUUUGGCCAUGUUGCAAGUGUAUGCAACAAGGUGGAGCGGUGUAGUCGCUGUGGCGGCAACCACCAACGCAGUGCCUGUGAAGCAAAAGAACCGCAGUGCAUCAACUGCAAAAAGAACCACGAAUCGACAUCACGCCAAUGCACCUUCUACAAGACAGAAAAGAAGAUAUCAGCCUACUGCAGCGAAAACAAUGUCAACUACACAGCUGCCCGAUCUGUGGUGAAGCCAUCUGGCCCCAGACAUCAAGAUCCUGAGCAGAGAAGUCAUCACCGCCAAAGUAACAAAAUCGAGAAAACAUCGCAAGUUGUUGUGGUACCCCCAGCGAGAGAUGCAGCCUUCCCACCUCUGCCAAGCCAUUCAACUGACGGGACAAAUCCUGUUCAAACGUCACCUGGAUCUUCACACGGCCAACACCAAGAAAGCGUCAGCCAAUCGAAGAAGCUCCAGUGGGUUCCAAAGCAGCUCCAUAACGAGUGUAAGGCCCCACCGCUUUUAAGAUCGAGUGAAACACCAAAAUCACAGAGCCUGGGAAAUGCGCUACACACGAUAGCAACGCUGAUUCGUAAUCUUCUUGUUUCCCUUGAUUCUCCACUGGCACAAGCUACAAUCACAAUCAUAGACAUCGCUCUUCCUCUGAUCAGCUCCUGGUGCAGGUAG
This is a messenger RNA of Ixodes scapularis (black-legged tick), 1275 nucleotides long. RefSeq lists its product as uncharacterized. NCBI's taxonomy places the organism in Eukaryota, Metazoa, Arthropoda, Arachnida, Ixodida, Ixodidae. Bases 1 to 1275 code for a protein of 424 amino acids. The transcript has a single exon. The record is from RefSeq and is a predicted model, not a curated record.